CUCGGAAAGGAAGCCAUCCAACUGAAGACGCUGAGGAGCCAUCGGAGCAGACGCGCUUGUGGCGUGUUUCCGGUGUCCUAGCGGAGGAAAAUGGCUGCGCCCCAGCCACAGGCUGCGGCGGUUUCCUCUGCUGCCGGUGUCUCAGGUCCGGGUUCUGCCGGUGGUCCCGGUUCCCAACAACAGCCGCAACCGGCCCAACUGGUGGGCUCAGCCCAGAGCGGGCUCCUGCAGCAGCAACAACAGGACUUCGAUCCUGUGCAGCGCUACAAGAUGCUCAUCCCGCAGCUGAAGGAGAGUCUCCAGACUUUGAUGAAAGUUGCAGCCCAGAACCUGAUUCAGAACACUAACAUUGACAACGGACAGAAUAGCAGUGACGGACCCAUACAGCGCUUUGACAAGUGUCUAGAGGAGUUUUAUGCACUCUGUGAUCAGCUGGAACUCUGCUUGCGCCUGGCCCACGAGUGCCUUUCACAGAGCUGUGACAGCGCCAAGCACUCUCCAACACUGGUACCCACAGCCACAAAGCCAGAUGCAGUGCAGCCAGACAGCCUGCCCUACCCGCAGUACCUGGCUGUCAUCAAAGCCCAGAUUUCCUGUGCCAAAGACAUUCACACUGCCCUGCUGGACUGUGCCAACAAGGUCACUGGCAAGACUACUGCACCAUCAACUGGCCCUGGGGGCAGCCUCUGAAGUCUUGGUGGGGAAGAAGCAGAGAAUGAAGUAUGGUUUAAGGCAAACAGGUGGUUCCUGUUACUGAUUUAUUUAUGGAGCCACAGUAAUGUGGCUGAAACCAGCAGGGGGCAGCAAAGACUUGCAGGCAGCACAGGCCUCAACCCCACCUCUGUUGCCUCCACCCACUCUGUUCCCUGACCUGGAGUGGACCUCUAAAGGGCCCAGUCAGUGCUACACCCAGGGCCAGGUGGGAGAAGGAGUCCCCAGAACAGAGGUCAUCAGCGGCCCAGUGGAGAGGUCUGUUCCAAUGUAUGGACUCCUUUUAACCUA
Arvicanthis niloticus (Nile rat) is the source of this 1002-nucleotide messenger RNA. It is a transcript of the gene Med29, whose product is annotated as mediator complex subunit 29. Gene Ontology annotation, molecular function: transcription factor binding; transcription coregulator activity. Gene Ontology annotation, cellular component: mediator complex. NCBI's taxonomy places the organism in Eukaryota, Metazoa, Chordata, Mammalia, Rodentia, Muridae. Gene Ontology annotation, biological process: regulation of transcription by RNA polymerase II. The record is from RefSeq and is a predicted model, not a curated record.